UCGUUUCGACGCCUGAAAUUUGAAAGAGAUUGUGCGAUAUUAAAACCAAUCAUCUCAUAUUUGUCAAUACUAGCAUUUUCAUGCCAAUUAUUUUUUAAACAACAUGUAUGUGUUUGGAAACCAAAAUGUAGGGUACUCUAAAAGCUGUCAAUUUGCAUGCUCCAUCAUUAACUCUCAAUAAUUCAUCAGUUUAGCAUUCCACCACCCAAAUUAAAAAUAUUACAAAAAAAGGUCAGUUUUCCAAAUUUAAUUGUUUUUUUCUAAACUAUACCAAAACUAAAAAAAGAAAACCAGCUUUUUUUUCUCCUCUUUUCAUGCCAGGUCUCCAACAUGCAAUUUUUUAAUCUGACUCAAAAGCGGCAAAAAAGAAGAUGAAAAAACACAUUUUCCCACUGAUAAUUUUACUCUUUUCAACAAAGUCCCCAUAUUUUCAAUUUUUCCAACUUUCAUCCUCCUCCUCCUUCCCUCCGUCCUUUUGAAAAACAAAACAAAGACCCCCCACUCUACAGCUAGCAACUCAGCUCCCUCACUCACUCUCACCUUAAGCUUUCCUCCGGUCGCCGUCCGGUCAAUCUCCUCACCCGAAAAGUUUCUUCUUCACAUGCACUAUGGAUUGCUACGAAGCUACGAAGACAGUGUUCUCAAGGAUCCAAGGAUUGGACCCAGAGAAUGCUUCUAAAAUCAUGGGCUACCUCCUGCUGCAGGAUCAAGGAGACCGAGAGAUGAUUCGGCUGGCCUUCGGACCUGAUUCUUCCCUCCACAAUCUCAUCCUCCAAGCUAAAACCCAAUUGGGUUUGCCGAUUUCCCCAUCGUCUUCGUCUUCCUCGUCCUCGAAUUCCACAAUUUCGUUCUCCUCUGUUUCGAAUUCCAACACUCCUUCGACGCCGUCCACUCCUUCCUCGCCUUCCCCUUUCCUCAGCUCGAGACCCAGCGCGCUGAGAAUCUCCAGCGCCGGUGGUUGUGGGGUGUUCGACAAUGGGUCGUCUCCUUCUGCUGCUUCUUCCAGCCCUUCGCUUUCCUACGCCAAUGUCGUCAAUGGAGGGAGUAACGGUAAUGGGAAUGGGUAUAAUUAUGUGGGGAAUGGUAACGGGAACGGGAGCGGUUGUGUUGGUGGUAAUGAUUUGGGUAUUGAUGAGUUUCAAGUUCACCGUGACCACUUCUCUUUCCUCGACGAGAGUAGUAAUGCAGACCAGGUGUUCGAUCCAAGGCCUGACUGGGGGAAUCUCUUGAGCCCAACAGCUGGCGGGUGUCAUGACGAUGGUAUUAGUUCACAUUUCCACCGGCGGAGCUUCUCGGUUCCCGGCGUGUGCUUUGGAUCCGGCGGUGGUGGUGGGUUCGGGUGGAAGCCCUGCUUGUACUUCGCCAAGGGGUUCUGCAAGAAUGGGGCGGCCUGCAAGUUCCUUCACGAAGGAGAGACUGCUGCUGUUUCUGAUGGUCUCAAUGGGUUUGAACAGUGCCAGGACUUCCUCAUGAGAUCGAAGUCGGCUGUUCAUCAGCAGAAGUUAGCUGCUGCUGCUGCUGCUGCCUCGCAGUUCAUGGCUAGUCCUGCAGCUUCUAAUCUUUCGUAUAAUAAGUGCAUGAAUUUGCUUCUGCAACAAAGUGAUGCCCAGAGAUCAGCUGCAGCGGCUGCAUUGUUGAUGGGGGAUGAGCUUCACAAGUUCACCCGGUGCCGACCGGAGAGGACAACCGAUUUCUCACCGUUGGGAUUGAGUGGAGGGAUACUGAACCCAAGUGCCAGGCAGAUCUACUUGACGUUUCCAGCCGACAGUACAUUUAGAGAAGAGGAUGUUUCCAAUUACUUCAGCAUUUAUGGGCCAGUGCAAGACGUGAGAAUCCCAUACCAGCAGAAGAGAAUGUUUGGGUUCGUCACGUUCUUGUAUCCAGAGACAGUGAAGCUCAUCCUGGCCAAAGGAAACCCUCACUUUGUCUGUGAUUCUCGUGUGCUUGUCAAACCAUACAAGGAGAAAGGCAAAAUCCCUGAAAAGAAGCAACAGCAGAUGGAGAGAGGAGAUUUUUCGCCCUCAGCUUGCUCAAGCCCACGUGGGCUUGAUUCCAGAGAGCCAUUUGACCUUAAUCUUGGGGCCAGAAUGCUGUACAGUACUCAAGAGAUGUUGCUGAGAAAGAAAUUAGGGGAACAAACUGAUCUACAGCAGGCCAUUGAACUUCAUGGCAGAAGGCUGGUGAGUCUACAGCUUUUGGACCUGAAAAACCACCACCGUCAGCAGCUCCUUAAUGGUCUCUCCAAUAGGUCUCCAGUUUCAUCCCCAACUGGCUUGGCUCGUAGUUUCAGCCAUCCAGUCCAAGUUAGUAGCAUUGACCAAGACGGCCUAUCUAUUCCUCCAGCUGAAGAGAAUGGAAGUUGCCUGCAUGAUGAUGGUGGAGCAGUAGCUUCUGUAAAUGCUGUUGUAGGAGGUGUUGGUCGAGAAUUGAAUCCUGCUUGCAGCCAAGGCGAUGGAAAUGGCAAUGAAGAGAAAUACUUCACUGAACAAAAUGGUCUCCAAGAAAGUUUGGAACAUAUCCACCACCUCCCAGAUAACCUCUUCAAUUCUCCCAAGAAAGCUGCCGGUGACCAUCUCAAGUCUGCCUUCUCUGCUUCUCUUGAAGUUCAUGAGAUUCCCACCACCACCACUACCUCUUCUGCUCUCAACAUGACCCCUUUGAAGUCCUGUUUUCCCCAAAUGCCCAGGCUUUCCUCUGGGUAUGGAACCAUUGGCAUAUAAAAGAGCCCCAGUUAAUAAAGCCUUGAUCUUGGAAUUGACUUCGGUAGAGUAAGUAAGGAAAAAAGAUUUACCACAUGGGUUUCUCUUAUUAAUCAUGCAUAGGAUUCUAUUUUGUGCACAUGCAAAGCAGAUAGACAACAUGUACUGUUCUCAUGAUGUUGGCCUGUUUUUGUUGAUUCCUUUUUUUUUUUCUUUUUUCUUUCUUGCUGCAGAAUUAUUGGAGAAACACUGAAAAAAGGUCCAGAUGAUGACUAGAUGGGAGAAUAUGUAUCUCAAACUCAUCAUCGCCAUAAUCAUCGGUUAGCUGUAUAUCCCAAAACCCAUAAUACCCUACAAGAAAGGAAAACAUAUCUGUAGACAAACAAGGCCUUGGGAGCAAGAUCACCAUCAUCAAUACAUACUACUUACAACAACAAAAUACAUAAUGCAUACAUUGAAAGUAAGAAAAAAGGACAGAGGAAACACUCUACUAUUUCUACUGAUCAUAUUUGCUCUUUUCUUUUUUUAACUUUUCUUUACUGUUGGGAAGAGGAUCAUUUCAUAUUCAUAUCAUCAUAUAUGUGUUUGAGAGAGAGGAUGGGGUCUUUCAUUUUUCAAAUUGCUGUCCUCUUUCUCACUGUGUAGGUAAUGAGCUGGACCACACAGCAAUCAUAUAUAUAUAGCUGGAAGUGUAGAAAAUAAACAAAAGACCUUGUUGUUGUUAAGUAGUAACAGUAAUAGAGUUGGUCUAAAAAAUGAAUAGAUCUCUCUUUCCCAUUUGUGUAAGUUUUUUGUUUUUACUAUUCAAUAUGAGAAAUUUGGAAAAAAGUUAUCUCUUUCCUUCCCUAGUUGAGUUCUUUGUGUUCAUAGAUUAGAUUGUGCAUUAGAUUAUGGGUUUGCAGGAGGCAGUUUUUCCCUUCUUUUACUGCUGCUGUAUGUUGGUAAAUUAAGCUGAAGGCCAAGUAAGAGGAUGUUGGGAUAAGGGUUGUUGAGAAAAAAGGCUGCUUUCAGUUAAGUUAGGUGAUUUACACACUUAUGCGUUAGUAGUAUGCAUCUGUCACCCAAUUUUUCAGAUCGUGGAGAUUGGAUUUGCAGUUUGCAGGCAACAGAGGGGAAAAGGUGAUUGAUUCUGAUGAAUAAUGACUUGAUGAGCAAGAAGAAGCUCUAAAAAUUCAGUUUUCUUUUUAAUUUGAAAAUGAAGAUAGAGAGGGGGAAAAAAGGCUACUUUUGAUUAGAGAGAGGAGGUGGUGGUGGUGGGGGACUCCUUUGUCUCAUAUUGUGGUUUCUUUUUAGGUUUGGAUGACAUGAAUGGCUGAGGCCUGAGGGGUCACAUUGUCACAUGACCUUCUGACAAAUUUAACUUUAAUCCUAUAAACUCAUUCACCAGUCACCACUCAAUUUUCCAACUACAUAAUUCCAACUUUUAACCCCCUGCUGGUUCACAUUUCAAUUGCAAGUUCAUCACUUGGUUGGUUUUGGACAAAAAGUUUGAUAGGGUAAAAAGAGGAAAAUGAUUUGAGUAACUUGGACAAUAGUCACAUGCAAAAUGUUCCAUAGGGUAAAAUUGGUUUCCUCAAACUUUUUUCUUUUUGCAUGGACAGAAUGACCAUCUCUUCCCUGAUGUCAAUGAAUGUAUGACUGUGAAUUAUUACCCUUUUUUAGAAGUUAUAUAGAUCACUACUGUUAGGGCUGGCUAUUUGGUCCCGGACUGUUUGGUUUUACUCGAAAACGGACCGUAUUACCCGGACCGGACUGGGACCAGAUAGCAAACAAUGCAAUCUCAUAUUCGAGCUUAGAUUUGAGGUAAAAAAAAACCGGAUAAGAGACCCCCAACACCUAAAAUCAAGAUAAAAUCGGGACCGGACCGGGUCAAGACCGGACUGUAUCCAAUCCAAUCUUUGGUCCUUAUAUUCCCGAAAAGACCGAACUGAGACCGAAUCAAUUUGGUCCAAUUUAACCGGACCGGACCUUAUAGCCACCCCUAACUACUGUAGUAUACGAGAUUUGUUUUAGACACAUGUCGUUUGAGGAAAGGAUUGUUACUGUCAUGCCCUCCAUUUUGAUCUCGGGGGAGCGACUUUUCGAAGUACUCUCUGUUUUGCGCAUUAUACGUCUUAUAUGCCUGUAUUGCGUUACUGAUACCGUAUAUCAAUUGAGAAAACGAAUUUGUUGUUUCGCUAUAGUGGUAAGUAAGUAAGUAAGUGUGUUUUUCUCAAAAGUUAUGAGGGAUUAACUUGUCAAUUGUAAGUUAGGUGCUUUUGUUUUGUUCCAAUUUACAGCAUCAACUAUUGGUUGUGCCCUUGUUUCUGCCAACAACUAGAAGGAGAGGGGAGCAUAAGGAUACAAAUUUAGGACCACCAAUGGUGGGGUUGCAAUAUGUCUAUAUUCUCCAAUUGAGAGGGUUGGCAUCAAGCUUCUGAGUGACCACCACUCUUCAUUCAUAGUUUGUAGGGGAAGAGAGGUUGAGAUGUCAAAAUCAUGCAAAAACCCUAACCUCUCAUGUUUAUAUCCUCAAAGAGAAAACAGCUUUGGAGGGACUUUAGAACUCCCUGUGAAAUGCUGAGAGAAUAUGUUAGGGGGGCUUUCCCCACCUUUAGUUAAUGUAUUAACAACAGUACUAAUGUACAUUGCAAUAAUUUCCAAAUUAGGCAACCUGAUUUGGCCUUUCUUAUGUUGGCAUGAGAUUACACCCCCAUUAGAUAUGAUUUGUUGCGUGGAUGGUAAACUAUGGUUAAUGUCAUAUCUCGUGUAUGUGCGCACACUUGGUAAAAAUUGCUAACUUUUGAGGAGGAAUGAACAACUUUUUGCCUAUCGUUCAAUUGGUUACUUGUACUUUUGUAGAAUUAAACGACGUUCUACUUGUCCUGAUAUCCCCGUCAACUUUCUCUUGCUUGGAGUCAUUGUAUAUAAAAUUAUAUAUAUGGUGACUUAUAAGAAUCACUCACAAAUAUGAGUUCCAGCCUUAAAGCAUUGAAUUUUGAAUUUCAAUUAGGUAUAUUAUUCAAACAUGAAGAUGUAAAAUAAGAUCACAACCAUUACUCUAAACCCUAAAGUUUCAAUUUUGAACCCUAAUCAUAAGUCAUAACAUCAUAUUAUAAAUCCUAUACCCUAAGUCCCUAACCCAUCCCCUAAAUCAAUAGACCUAAACAAGUGAGUAUACCAAAAAAAUUUAUGCACCAAUGUACAACAAUUAUGAUGGUAAACAUUAUUGGAACCCAAACAUUAAUGACUAUACAUAUUUCGAGGCUCCCAAAAACCUUCCUCCUGCAACAGUGAGAACAGUAGCAGUUUAUUGUUUUAUUGUUGGGAGCCCCAUCGCAGACAAAAUAAUUGUUAUUUAUUUGGUUAUAAAGAGGGAGCAUAGUUACAAAUAUGAAGUUAAGGGACAAAAUUUGUAGAACGUACAUUGUUUUGUAGUAUCAAGAUGGAUCACUCUCUUUCAUUGCGUUGCCUUGCCUUCUCAGUGUCUGGAUUUGUACAAUAAGACCAGACUGGUCAAUUCAUUUCUCUUCCCACCCACUUUCCUCUAUGUGGAUAACUAGAUAAUUACGCAUGUUUCUUUUAAAACGGGGUUACCAUCUCAUUAUAACGAACGAGUUAAAAGUGUGAUUCUACGGAUAAGCGUUUUUAGUAAUUUAGAAUCGUAAAUAGCUAAGUUUUUUAAAUUUUAAAAUACAAUUUUGAUUAAAUUAGUUAGGAAAAUGCAAGUCUAUGUAGAAGUGUUUCGAUGACUUAUACGCAUAAGCUUUUAAACUUUAUAGUGCAAUUUUGACUACAUUGAUUAUUGAUGUAAAAUGGCAAAAAGUUGACUCGGUGUGUGGUAUUUUGUGAAUGUUAUUUGUCUAGCAUGUUGUAUAAAUAAGGGGUUUGUAGAAGUUCGAAUAUGGAGUACGAUUUUCAAUGCAUUGUUGAUCUCGACAAUAAGAGGACAGGUUUGAUACGGCUGUAUGUCACUCUCUAGCCUCUUCACUGUUAUUAGGCGCAAAUUUGUGGAAGAAUGGCUGGUUACAGAGGUGUGCAACCAGUUUGAACCAAACCAAACUAAUUAGAACUGCAGUCAAAUAGUAAAAGACAUGAUACGGUCAAUAAUCGGACCGAAAUUGCAUUCGGACCGCUUUGGUCCGGUAUAAAUGUCAUCUCGAUCCAUUGUUCUUCAGUAUUUGAUAUUUAUAAAAUUCAUUGGACUAAAGAUCGAACCACAUUAUAUUUUGUUUGAUAUGGUCUCGUCCAAGCGUCGUUUUGCUCCGGUGCGGUAAGAUAACGAACCAACCCAUUCGACACCCCUAGCAGGUUAAUAUUGCAUAUACAUACCGAGAAGGAAUAGAAUGAUGAAUUGACU
This is a messenger RNA of Linum trigynum, 7038 nucleotides long. The record is from the annotation of a GenBank genome assembly. Lineage: Eukaryota; Viridiplantae; Streptophyta; Magnoliopsida; Malpighiales; Linaceae.